GCUUAAUAUUCCGGUAUAUAAAAAUAUCCCCCCUAGCCAAUAUAUGACAUCGACCCGCGUUCGACUGUCCUCGUUCCCGUCGAAGCUUGGAACGAACACGCCGUAGUUUACUCCGACGUCGUUGCGGCAUGGCGCGGAUCUUCUCCCGCUGAGCUCCACCGCUGCUCGAUGGCGAACACGGAGGAGUCGCCUCUCCGGAUCACUCCCACCGUACGGGCGCUGAGCUCCGCACUGCGGGCCACGCGUGGAAAUGUCCGCGGCGGCGUCCGGAGAGGAGUCGGCGGCGACAAGACGUUCCCCGAGCCGGAGAAACUGUGGUUUAAGGAGAGCAGCGCCAAGAACCUCCGAAGCAGAGACUUCUUGUCGGCCAGCACCAUGCUCAACACUCUCUAUGCGGACGGACAGGUUCCUCCAGCAGUGAUGACCAGGGUCCUGUCAGUGUGCGGCCGCGGCGUCCUCCCAGUGGCGGGUGGAGAGGUGAUGGAUGAAGGUCUGAGGGUGAGGGUGGACCGGGCCGCCGCUUUCAAGGCCGUGCUGGCGGGCGGCGCUACGGAUUACCUGGCGCCCAGUGCCCUGAGGCAGGGCUGUGUGGUGCUCAACUGUCCCGCCCUGCACCCUAAACCCAACCCCCCUACUCCUGACAGCCUCACUCUGGGUCAGCUCAGGACCAUUCUGUUGGCUGACCACAUGGGGGCACUGUUGAGAGGGCAAGGAUUUUCAGUGUCCCUCUGCCCCGUGCUCCCGGAAGACGGCGACACGGUCAACUUCCUCCGCAGUCUGGGCAUCGACUGGCCCACCUGCCCGGCCGACUGGACCAACAAGGAGCGCGAGGAGAAGAUCCAAGAAGCGUUGGAAAAGUCCGCGUACAGAGAGAGAGAAACGGAGAGCGGCAGGAAGACCAGCGCAGGGCGAGGGAGGAAGAAGGCGGACGAGGGCGAGAACGAAGCGGCGGUCAGGGUUAACUUGAAGCGAGUGUUUCAGGACGAGGGGCUGCAAGGAUACGAUCCCAGCCUGGGAACAUGCACAGUACACAGAGACAGUGUCUCCCACCUGGCACAGCUGGACUUGGCCACAGCUGACUGCACCGUCGUCAUGGCGACCGCCUUGCACGUGACCUCCUGUCAGGAUGAGUUCCGCCAGCAGCAGAUAGCGAUGCUGUGGAGAGCCAGUGGAGCGACACACACGCAGAGACAUCUGGUGUGUGGGCCUGUGAAGACUCCUGCUUCUCAGCUCUCUGCUGCACAGUACCUGCAACUGAGAAGAGGUCAAAUGAAGGAGGCCUCCGAGAUGAAGUAUGGAGAUCAAGUAGAAGGUCAGACGUGGGAUGACAUCAUCAGGGUGAUGACCUCGGCUACAAUCAGAUUCGAGCUGCUAUCCACCGUCCACACCAGUCCUGUGACUCUGGACGUCCAAAGGGAAGGGGGCGUGUCCACCAAAGGGCCGCGAGGAGGAGUGUUUGUGAUGUACAACUGCGCCCGACUGCACACGCUGUUUGACAGCUACGAUAGAGGAGUGGAGAAAGGUCUGUACCCAGAAAUCCCAGAUGGUUCAGAACUGGACUUCUCUGCCCUCAAAGAAGAGGGCGAGUGGCUCCUCCUCUUCAAUUACCUCAUUCCCUUUUCUGAGCUGCUGGACCAAUCAGGGCAGGCGUUAGACUGUGAAGGAGGCGUGGCUAGAGUCAAUCUUAAAACGGAGCAGAUCUGCAAGUUUCUGGUGUCUCUCAGUAAAGACUUCAGCUCGUACUACAACAGAGUCCAUGUACUGGGGGAACCGCUGCCUCACCUCUUCAACCAGAUGUUCUGCCGCCUGUAUCUCUUGAGAGCCUUGCGAGAGCUCUACCACAGCGCCCUGGAAACACUCAACCUUCCCCCCAUCCCGCAACUAUAGCCUCGCCGCCUUUCUCUCUCUCUCUCUCUCUCUCUCUCUCUUUGUCACCCACUCACGCAUUCCACCAGUUAUGACCUCCCUGCUUUUUUAAAUUCAGUGUUGAAAUGAUAUUACUGUACAGCAGGGGUGUCCAAACUUUUUCCACUGAGGUCCGCACAUUGAAAAAUCAAAGUACACUGGGGCCAAGUUGAUAUUUUUUUCAUUUCCAAACCAAUACAAUAUACACUUUUUAAAAAAUUUUUUAUUAUCGGGGCUCCCUCAAGUUAGGUCUUAAGGACCCAGAAGGGUUUCAGUCUUAAACAAGUUUCAAUAUAAGUCAUAUUUUUUUUUUUUUCAUAAAACCCUUGAAUCGCUAAUUCUACUAUUGGGGCGGAAUAGCUCGGUUGGUAGAGUGGCCGUGCCAGCAACUUGAGGGUUGCAGGUUCGAUUCCCGCUUGUGCCAUCCUAGUUACUGCCGUUGUGUCCUUGGGCAAGACACUUUACCCACCUGCUCCCAGUGCCACCCACACUGGUUUAAAUGUAACUUAGAUAUUGGGUUUCACUAUGUAAAGCGCUUUGAGUCACUUGAGAAAAGCGCUAUAUAAAUAUAAUUCACGAUUCACUUCACUUCAUUAUUUGUUUUACUUUUUACGAGCUUUUUGUCGAAACCCUAUUUUUUAGGCAAAAUACAAAAUACACAAUAUUUUUCCCAAAAAGAUUUUCAAAGUGAAAUAUUUAAUGUGAAGUAAUUGGAUCCCUAAAUAGGUCAAUAAUUCAUAGCAAAAUGUAUUUGAAUUUAUUAUUAUUAUUAUUAUUUUUUUUUAGCAAAGCGAUCCAAAAGUGCCCCACUCAUAAAAAGGUCAUGCUUUUUAAUUUGUAUUUAAAUUUUUUUUCAUUCAACACUUACAUCUCUAUAUCAGCUUCAGAUAAUAUAUUGUAAUUGGUUUAGUAUAUUUAUAAUAACAAUCAAUAGGACAAUUAGUAUUAGUAUGGACAUUUUUUUUCUUUCUAAUUUUCAUAUUUUUCACGUUUUUAUGUUUGUUGCAUUUAUGUUCUUUUAGUCCUUCAAUCAAUCAACAAUUUAUAGCAACAUUGAUUUUUAUUCAUUAUUAUUUUUGGAGAAAUUAUUUUAAAAAUGGUGUUAUUAGAGUCAACAAUGCAACUUUUUCUCCUUGCAUUUCACCUAUUUGCUCUUUUAUUCCACUUUUUAAUGGUCAAAAAAAAAAUAUAUAUAUAUUUUAUUAUUUUUAGAUUGAUGUGCUGCGGGCCACGAAUGGCCCCCGGGCCACACUUUGGACACCCCUGCUGUACAGUCAAUGAGAACAUUCUCCUUACUGCUCACUAUGCACCCAAACACACCAUAAAGAAAACAAUACCAAAUGUACGCACCAGUAUUUCCCCUAAAAUGUCGGUUUUUGCAGUAGUUUCUAAUAGUUCUCCCUUUGUUGUUAUUUAACCAUUUCACCACUGAAAAGAACCUGCUUUUAAUGAAUCCACCUUGUAUUUAUGAAUGCCACAUAAUAUUUAUUGAGGCGUGUACAGAAUAGAUAUUACACAUAUACUAUACCGUGUUAAAAGAAGAUAUUGCACGACAUGGCAUGGAAAUGAUGUCUGUGAUUGACAGGGUUCUUCGUGUCAAACAUGCAAAAUAGUGACUUUUUAUUGACUGUUAGUGUCGUGUCGCCACUUCACUCCUGCUAAGAUGUGCCAUAGCUUGUCCGCAACUCCAAACCGGACCGCAACCACAUUUUCCUGACUGCAUGAACUGAAACGUUGCGUCUUAAACUGCCUUUUCCUCCUCCUGUUUACAUGACACUGAGAGCGGAUGGAUUCACUGUAACCGUUACCAGCCCCCAUCAUUAUGACUCUAAUAUUAAAACAGGAGAAAUGAA
This is a messenger RNA of Nerophis ophidion (straightnose pipefish), 3758 nucleotides long. RefSeq names its product DALR anticodon binding domain containing 3 (gene dalrd3). The record is from RefSeq and is a predicted model, not a curated record. NCBI's taxonomy places the organism in Eukaryota, Metazoa, Chordata, Actinopteri, Syngnathiformes, Syngnathidae. The transcript has 13 exons. Gene Ontology annotation, molecular function: arginine-tRNA ligase activity; ATP binding; tRNA binding. Gene Ontology annotation, biological process: tRNA C3-cytosine methylation; arginyl-tRNA aminoacylation. Bases 169 to 1887 code for a protein of 572 amino acids.